Messenger RNA from Mycotypha africana, 914 nucleotides. RefSeq names its product 5-formyltetrahydrofolate cyclo-ligase. Lineage: Eukaryota; Fungi; Mucoromycota; Mucoromycetes; Mucorales; Mycotyphaceae. The transcript has 5 exons. Gene Ontology annotation, cellular component: mitochondrion. The coding region runs from base 155 to 787 and encodes 210 amino acids. The record is from RefSeq and is a predicted model, not a curated record. Gene Ontology annotation, molecular function: 5-formyltetrahydrofolate cyclo-ligase activity. Gene Ontology annotation, biological process: folic acid-containing compound biosynthetic process; tetrahydrofolate interconversion.
CUUUCAGCUGCUAUAUUUUAGGUACAUUUGGAGAAAUCAGCAAGAGUCCACCUUUCCCCCGCACUGUGUUAAUUUCAUCUCAGUCAACUUCUGUGGGUGCAGUAGAAAUUUGUUCCUCUCUUUCGUGGCUUCGUCUAUAUUUCCCAAUAGCAAUAUGAACAGCACUAUAGUUACCCUGAAAAAGCAGUUGCGUAAAGAGAUGGCAAUAAAACUUUCGAAACUACCGAACAAUGAACUCAACAGACAAUCUGAUCUGGUUUUUCAAAAACUCAAACAAAUGAAGGAAUUUCAAUCGAGCAAAAAUAUAAGCGUCUAUAUCAGUAUGCCGACGUGUGAGAUACUGACGAAUAAGAUAAUUCAUGACAUACUCGCCUCAGACAAGAAUUGCUUUAUACCACGCUGCACAAAAACCACAAUGGACAUGGUCAAAAUAUCCAGUAUGGACGAUUUUAAUUCUCUUCCUACCAAUAAAUGGAAUAUACCAGAGCCCCCUUUGGAUGAACCAAGAGAAAAUGCUUUGGACAUGGAAAAGGGCUCGGGUUUAGAUUUGAUUUUGAUGCCUGGUGUAGCAUUCGACAAGGAAAAGAAUAGAAUCGGCCAUGGAAAAGGAUACUACGAUCGUUUUAUCAAGGAAUGCGCUAAAUGGUCAAAAGAACAUGGCGCACCCCGAGCUAAAACAGUGGCCUUGUCAUUGAACGAGCAAAUUGUCGAUAGUGGCGUAAUCCCAACUGAGGAAACGGAUGAAAAGCUGGACUACAUCCUGACACCUGAAAGCGUCUUUCACUAGUUUGUUAAUAUAUUUAUUAGUAAAGAGAGGAGGGGAAAAAAAAGAUGAAAAUGAUAUAUAUAUGAAACUAAGGGCGGAAGAAAAAAAAAAAAAAGCAAUUUGUAGAAGUAGUCUCUUUUUACUUUUU